Molecule: messenger RNA, 619 nt
Organism: Meloidogyne enterolobii
Lineage: Eukaryota; Metazoa; Nematoda; Chromadorea; Rhabditida; Meloidogynidae
Source: the annotation of a GenBank genome assembly
AAUAAUAAUGGUUCAAUAUAAAUUACAUUAUUUUGACACAACAGCAAAAGGUGAACCAAUUCGUUUACUGUUUAAUUACAAGGGACAGUCUUUUGAAGAUUAUCGAAUUAAAAAGGAGGAUUGGCCAACACUUAAAUCGAACUAUAUAUUUGGACAAGUCCCAGUGUUAGAAAUUGAUGGAAAACAAUUAGCACAAUGUGGAGCUAUUAUGCAAUUUUUGGGCAAAAAAUUUGAUUUGGGAGGAAAAAAUGAAUGGGAAGAGGCGAAGGUAAUGGAAAUAAGCUGUCUUUGUGAUGAGAUGGCAUAUAUGGUAGGUCCAUACGUUGCAGCAAAAUUUGGAUUUCGCCAAGGCGAUGUUGAGCAACUUCGAAAGGAUGUUUUUCUGCCAGCUAUUGAAAGAUAUUUUCCUUUAUUUGAAAAACGUUUGGAAGAGUCCAAUUCUGGUUUUAUUUUGCCUUCUGGAUUAAGUUUUGUUGACUUUUCUGUUGCUCACUUUAUCGGAAUGAUGAUUGAAAUGGAAAAGGAUAUAAUGGCUAAAUACCCAAAAUUGGUUGAAUUUUCAAAGCGCAUUUAUUCGCUUCCUCAAUUGAAGGAAUAUUUGAGCAAGAAAAAAUGUUAA